GUGGCGGCGGGCGGGGCGGACUGGCCGCGGCGGCCGCAGCGAUGGCCGGGGCACUGGCGGGACUGGCCGGGGGCUUCCCCGGGCCGCGCGUGGAGCCGGCGCCGGACUCGGACUCGGACACGGACUCGGAGGGGCCGGGCCCCCGUCGCGGGGCCGCCUCGCUGCUCCGGUCGCCGCAGGUCAUCCACAGCGGCCACUUCAUGGUGUCGUCGCCGCACAGCGACGCGGUGCCCCGGCGCGGCACCCAGGAGGGGCCCGUGGGGCCCGGGGACUUCGGGCCGCGCAGCAUUGAUCCCACGCUCACCCGCCUCUUCGAGUGCAUGAGCCUGGCCUACAGUGGAAAACUGGUUUCUCCCAAGUGGAAGAACUUCAAGGGUCUGAAGCUACUCUGCAGGGACAAGAUUCGCCUCAACAACGCCAUCUGGAGGGCCUGGUACAUCCAGUAUGUCCAGAGGAGGAAGAGCCCCGUGUGUGGCUUUGUAACCCCCCUACAGGGGUCUGAGGCCGAUGAGCACCGGAAACCAGAGGCCGUGGUACUGGAGGGAAAUUAUUGGAAGCGGAGGAUUGAGGUUGUCAUGCGAGAGUACCACAAGUGGAGGAUUUACUACAAGAAGCGGCUCCGAAAAUCCAGCAGGGAAGGGGACCUCUUGGCCCCUAAGCAGGCGGAGGGGGGGUGGAGUUCACCAGAACGAUGGUGCGAGCAGCUCUUCUCCAGUGUGGUACCGGUGCUGCUGGGGGGCCCCGAAGAAGAGCCUGGGGACCGGCAGCUCCUCAACCUCGACUGCUUCCUAUCCGACAUCUCCGAUACCCUCUUCACCAUGACCCAGCCCAAUUCUGCCCCUCUUCAGCUGCCGCCUGAUGAUGCCUACAUUGGCAAUGCUGACAUGAUCCAACCAGACCUGACCCCCCUGCAGCCCAGCCUGGACGACUUCAUGGAUAUUUCAGAAUUCUUCACCAACCACCGGCCCCCAUCAACACCUGUGAGCUUCCCAGAGCCCCCCAGCUUUAGCCCCGUGGCUGACCCUCUGUUUAGUGGCGGGUUCCUGACACCGGAAUCCCCGGCUGCCCCCCCAGGUGUACCCCUCCUCCUGGGCAGCCGCCUACAGGCCCGGAGUAGUUGCUCUGCACCGUUGGACUCACCUGCUUUCCUGAGCCCUGACUUCCUCCUGCCAGAAGAUCCCAAGGCCAAACCCCCCCAGUCCCUCCAUUUCCCUCCUCCCCCCAAGGUGCCGGGCCUGGAGCCCUGCCCCUCUACAGCCUUCUCCCCACUGGCCCCUUCCCCUCUGCUGAUGCAAGAGGACUCCCUGUACCCACCCAGGUUUCCCUUCCCUACCACAGCUCCCCCUUCAGCAGUCUCUCCACUCCCCACCCCAACAAACUUCCCCCCCACCCACCCCAGCACUGGCCCCUCCCCAUCUCCUUUCCCCCUGGAGCUCCUUCCUUCAGGAUACCCAGAACCCCGCUAUGGGCCCCAAUUUGCUGUGCCUCGCCCACGGCUCAAAAGCAAGCCUCCAACACCAGUUCCUCGGGUGCAAAGGCCCAGCCCCCCAGCCUUGGCUGGGGGCUCCAACCCCUGUCUCACACAGCUGCUCACUGCUGCCAAACCAGAGCAAACACUGGAAGCGCCACUCCCCUCAAGCACCGCUCUGAGGCCUUCUGGAUCCCCGAAGCCAGGACCUCCUGACUUUCCCUGUGCCUUCUACUCUCCACCUCUGCCUCAGCCUCAGCCUCAGUCCACCCUGACCCCUGGAACGCUAGCCCCUCCUGGGCCUUUACUGGUACCCAAAGCAGAGCGGCUUUCACCUCCGGCACCCGGGAAUGAGCGGCGUCUGUCUGGGGAGCUGCCCCCCAUGCCUGGUCCAGUGGGACUGAGCACACAGAUCUCUCCCCCACAGCCCACUUUGGGCAGAGGACGCCCGGACACCAACAAGACAGAGAACCGGCGCAUCACCCAUAUCUCAGCGGAGCAGAAGCGACGUUUCAACAUCAAGCUGGGAUUUGAUACUCUGCAUGGGCUGGUGAGCACACUCAGUGCCCAGCCCAGCCUCAAGGUGAGCAAGGCCACGACUCUGCAGAAGACAGCAGAAUACAUCGUGAUGCUGCAGCAGGAGCGGGCGGCCAUGCAGGAAGAGGCCCAGCACCUGCGGGACCAGAUUGAGGAGCUCAACACUGCCAUCAAUCUCUGCCAACAGCAGCUGCCCGCUACAGGUGUGCCCAUCACCCACCAACGCUUUGACCAGAUGAGGGACAUGUUUGAUGACUACGUCCGGGCUCGCACCCUGCACAACUGGAAAUUCUGGGUCUUUAGCAUCCUUAUCCGGCCUCUGUUUGAGUCCUUCAAUGGAAUGGUGUCUACAGCAAGUCUUCACAGCUUACGCCAGACUUCACUGGCCUGGCUGGACCAGUACUGUUCUCUGCCUGCCCUGCGCCCUACGGUCCUGAGCUCCCUCCGCCAACUGAGCACCUCUACCUGCAUCCUGACUGACCCUGCCCGUGUCCCUGAGCAGGCUGCUCGAGCCGUCACAGAGGGCAACCUCAGCAACCCCUCCUAGGGGCCUAGAACCUAGCCUGGCAUGACCUAAGCUGUAGACCUCCACCCUUAACAACUUGGGAUUCCCCCCACCCCCCCACACCCCAGUGCUUCUCAUCUGGGUGUGGGAUCCAGAAUCCUUCUGUCAGAGGGUGGGGGCAGGUAAACCCAUGAUCAUAAUAUAAUAACUGUGCCAGCCUUGACAGGGGGGAGGGCAGACCCCAGGGAGAAAGAGGACUUUAGGGACAGGAGGCAUGGCAAUAAGCAAACUCCUUGUCCGGCUUCCUGUCCUGUUCCUACCCACCAUGGUAGGUAUCGGAUCCAUGAUGGCCACCUAGCCAGGGAGAAAUUACAAGUGGAAAUCCCACCACGAUGUCAGUGGUAUAUCCCACUGUCCCACCCCUUCAUCUUCCUGUUUUUCCCACCCCUCACCACCCCCCCUGCCUUAUUUUAGCCCCUAAAUGGGAAUCGGCCCAGGGAAAAAGAUGAAGGUUUAUUUGUAUUGGGGGUGGGGAGGAAAGUGGGGAAUCUGUUCCCAUGAGCCCUUAGCUCCCCCCAAGCAGCUGGAGGGAGCCCUGGCUGCUGCAAGCCCCCAUCUCCUCCCCUUUACUACAAGUAGGGCCAAUGGAGGGGAGAAUGACGGGAAGGCAAAGGUGACUCCCGCAUUUCCCCGCUGAAGCACAGUUCUGUCCCGGGGAGAACACAGGACUUCAAGUCAGGUACCUUGGGUUCCCUCACAGUUCUGCUAUGAACUUGCCCUCUCUGAGUCUCAGUGUCUUCUGCUGUGAAAUGAGGGAGCUGGAUUAGAUGAUUCCCAGGGGCUCCGUUAUCUAGACCAGGAGCCAAGGAAGUUUGGGAGAAGUGGGGAGCAGAAGGAAGGACAUGGACUCAGGUAGGACCCUAGGGUUCCAAAAGAAGGAAUGAGGACCAGGUAUAAAGAGACCUCUUCCUCUCCCCCCCUCCUCUAGUCAGGCAUCUGAUCCCAGGAUGGACAAGGAUUUCCUUCUUUCCUUGUUCCCUCCCCUGUGGUUCCUAUAAAGUGAGAACAUCUCUGUAUCCUGGAGAGAGACCCUCCAGCUCAAGUCACAGGGCUCCUGCUGCCCAUCCCCUUUCUUUAGCCUGGCAGGGAUCUAUGGGCUCCCUGAAAGACUUUUCUCUGGGGCCAGGGGCCUAAUGCCGUGGAGCCCAGACUGGCAGAACUUGGCCCAAGGGAGGCCCCCUCAUCAUCAGAAGAGCAGCAGGCAUAGCAGCAUCUUUCUGGUGCGUGUGGAUUUGCUGAAGAAUUCUUGUCCAAUAAAAAAAGAGAGAGAAUCUGCCAAGACCUCA
Molecule: messenger RNA, 3856 nt
Organism: Dromiciops gliroides (monito del monte)
Lineage: Eukaryota; Metazoa; Chordata; Mammalia; Microbiotheria; Microbiotheriidae
Gene: MLXIPL
Product: MLX interacting protein like
Exons: 17
Coding region: 42-2552 (836 amino acids)
Biological process (GO): regulation of transcription by RNA polymerase II
Cellular component (GO): nucleus
Molecular function (GO): protein dimerization activity; RNA polymerase II cis-regulatory region sequence-specific DNA binding; DNA-binding transcription factor activity, RNA polymerase II-specific
Source: RefSeq, a predicted model, not a curated record